UCGUUAAAAAGCAAACUUGAUCUCGAUAUAUUUCUACCUGGUGCAAAUGUAAUAACAUUUUUUCUUCCUUUAGUGUAGUUAACUAAUGGAAAAAUGGAAAAACAAUGCUCGUCUCCUUGACAACGUAUUUUUCACCGACAACGACGUCAUUCAGAGACACACUUCUGAACACAAAGAUUUUUGGUUGUUCUUGGAGAAGUAUGAGAACUUUAGAAGCAAAAAGAAACAAAAAGAACCAUCAACAAUAAGUGAUCACGUCAAUAAAUUUGAAUUCCCUUUGACGUUUAACAGACGUUACAAAGUCCAUUUUGCGCUUUUAUCUGCACACAUCAAAGAAAGAUACAAAUCAUUUGUAUCGAAACAUUAUGAACGAAAAAAAGACUGCGAGUUAUCAUUGGACGAAGUUAACGAAUUCAAGCAAAUUCUACUCUACUAUUUUGACUUCUUGCAAAAACAAAAGUUCAGUAAGCUCAAAAAGUUAAAACACGAUCAAAACAACUUGCCAAUCAAACAAUACGAAGAAAGCAUUAUAUACGCCAUUAGUGGAAACCAAGUUGUAGUAGUUGCUGGUGAUACUGGUUGUGGGAAGUCAACACAGGUCCCUCAGUAUUUGCUUUCUGCUGGUUACACUAACAUAGCAUGUACCCAACCCAGACGAAUCGCGUGUAUAUCUCUUGCCAAGAGGGUUGGGUACGAAACGUUGAACGAGUACGGCUCAGAUGUUGCUUAUCAAGUUCGAUUUGAAACGAGUAAAACCAAGAAAACGAAAGUUUUGUUCUUAACUGAAGGUUUGCUUCUUCGUCAGUUUCAAUCAGAUCCGGCACUUUCAAUGUACAACAUCGUCGUCGUUGACGAAGUACACGAACGUCACAUCAAUGGAGAUUUUUUGCUUGGUGUUUUGAAGUGCUUGUUGCAGCAAAGAACUGAUCUGAAACUGGUGCUGAUGUCAGCAACUAUUAAUAUAGACUUGUUUGCAAAUUAUUUUGAUUCGGCUCCCGUAAUUCAGGUUCCAGGAAGAUUGUAUCCAAUCGAAUUGCAGUAUGUUCCUCAUUUUGUGGAAAAAUCGGAACGUUCAGGGAAAAGUGAGAGAUUAGAUCCUUCACCUUACUUAAGAGUUGUGCAACUCAUCGAUAAAAAGUACCGUUCAUCUGAAAGGGGAGACUUACUUAUUUUUAUGAGCGGAAUGUCUGAGAUUUCCACCGUCGUUGAAGCUGCGAGAGAAUAUACUGAGAAAACGAAAAGUUGGAUUGUCCUUCCGCUACAUAGUUCUUUAUCGAUUGAAGAUCAAGACAAGAUAUUCGAUAUUGCGCCUGAAGGUGUUCGGAAAUGUAUCGUAUCGACAAACAUUGCGGAGACAUCGAUUACUAUCGAUGGCGUUCGUUUUAUUGCUGAUUCGGGCAAGGUAAAAGAAAUGAACUAUGACCCUCAAGUGAAAAUGCAACGGUUGCAAGAAUUUUGGAUCAGUCAAGCAAGUGCGGAGCAAAGAAAAGGGCGAGCAGGGCGUACUGGUCCAGGCGUAUGCUUUCGAUUAUAUGCAGAAUCUGAUUAUUCGGCAUUUUCACAGUACUCGACACCAGAAAUACACCGUGUUCCGUUGGAUACGUUAGUGCUACAGAUGGCUAGCUUGGGGUUGAGAGAUGCAACACUCUUUCCAUUCAUCGAACCUCCACCAAAGUCCAGUCUUGUAAAUGCGUCUUAUUUUUUGAAGCAGCAGAAAGCGCUAACAGCUCAAGGUGAUCUUACACCGAUUGGUCAAAUGUUGGCUCGGCUGCCGGUUGAUAUAGUGAUUGGAAAGAUGCUUAUUAUGGGUAGUUUAUUCAAUAUGGUUGAUCCAGUGCUCGUAAUUGCUGCAGCUUUGAGCGUUCAAAGUCCACUGACAAGGAAGUUUGGUGGUGAUGCAGAGACGGACGUUGAGCAUCGCCGAAAAGAACUGUUUUCUCCGCAUGGUGAUCCCUUUACUUUAUUAAAUGCAUACGAUGAAUGGAUCCUGGUGAAAUCUGACCGACGUUCAUCCUCGCGAAAGUGGUGCAAAAGAAGAGGGCUCGAGGAGCAGCGAUUUUAUGAGAUUUCAAAAUUAAAGAGACAGUUUGAAGAACUCCUUAAAGAUCACGGCCUGUUGCAACAUCGAGACGAAAGCCGUAAAAGAAGUGACGACCGUACACAGCGUCAGCAUUUACUGAAGUUAAAACGAGAACAUAAAUCGCAAAGUACACGGAAAAGAAAACUUUUAAAGUUACAAACCUACGGUACCGAAAAUAACGACGGGAGUAGCAGUGAAGCGGAAGAGGCUGGAAUUGAUAUCCACGACAUCGACUUUAAGUUACGUCAUAAUUUAUCGAAACUAGAAGCAACAUCUAAGGAAAACAGAAGGUUUACUUAUCGAGACAUCAACUUGUUAAAGCUGGUCGUCAGUAGUGGUUUGUACCCACAGGUGGUUGUCGCCGACGAACUAAACAUCUCGCGUAAGCAGACCGAGCAAGUAUUUCACAGCAAAGAUAAGCAGUUUUUAAUGCUACACCCAACAGGUGUUUACACACUUAGACCGGAUUUUCUUGAAAGUUUGUAUUCUGGUCAGGAAAAUUCAAAAGAGACGACAACCGAAAGACGAUUUGCUGACACGAAGGAAUUUCUGAUUUACGUUUCAUUGCUAGAAACGAAUAAACCGUACGUUGUAAAUACGAUGAAAGUGCCAGCACUUCAAACUUUGUUCUUGUUAUCCUCUAGUAUUGACACUAACUCGAAUUGUACUCAAUUUGUGUUUGAUGGCUGGAUUGAGCUUACAUUUGACGAAGAAUAUGCUACGAAAAUGUUGAUGACGAAUGUUGUGCAGCUCAGGAAAGCUUGGGACGCACUGCUUGAGCAGAAGUUAUCAAUUUAUAAUGACAACGAAGAAGUUGAUGAGUCCGAGCUCCGAGUAACUUUAAGAAAAAUUGGAGAAUUGGAAAGGGUUGUAUCUUUAAAAUUAGCUGAGUUCAUAGAUGCUGACAUACCUUAUAAAUUAAGACGUAUCUCCUCCGCAGAGAUUAAAGUUAUGUAUGUAGGUUGUAAUGUCACUGACAACAUUCAACCAAGUGAUAAACACAGUAUAGAAAUUAGUACGAGUGAGAACGAAAACACCAACCCUUUGAAGGGCGGUACAAAUGUGACGUCAUAUCUUACUUACGGUUGUCUGAGAGAUGAUAUGAGUGUUGCCGUGGCAACCGGGCAAGCCGAAUAUCUAGUGGAGCACUAUCAUUGCCCCAAAUGCAAGGAGCAUUUAAUAUGUACACUUAUUCAGCGAAUACAGCAUGACGAGAUAUGCGGUAUUACACUGAAUAGUGGUGUAAAAGAAGACUUAGUCGAAAAUGAAAAAACAACCGUAAUACCGGCUGAAACUGUAGGUAAAACGCCAUAUUUUUGCGAAGGCUGCAAUUCAGAGUUUUUGUUUUCCACCACAGAAAUAUUGAAACAUAAGUUAACUCACAAGAGCUGUUGAAUUUGUAUUCAACUUUUAUAAAAUAUAUCUAAUCGAAACUUCAA
Hydractinia symbiolongicarpus is the source of this 3519-nucleotide messenger RNA. Its product is annotated as probable ATP-dependent RNA helicase DHX34. NCBI's taxonomy places the organism in Eukaryota, Metazoa, Cnidaria, Hydrozoa, Anthoathecata, Hydractiniidae. The coding region runs from base 86 to 3475 and encodes 1129 amino acids. The transcript has 15 exons. Gene Ontology annotation, cellular component: intracellular anatomical structure. Gene Ontology annotation, biological process: nuclear-transcribed mRNA catabolic process, nonsense-mediated decay. Gene Ontology annotation, molecular function: ATP binding; RNA binding. The record is from RefSeq and is a predicted model, not a curated record.